AAAAUUUAUUUAAAAAAAUACUAAUUUAAUAUAACUCGUGGUAAUUGUAUUGAAUUAAAAAUGAAGGCUAAAAAGGGACAUAUAACUCGAAAACAACGUUUGGCAAAAAAAGAAGCCGAAGCCAAAGCACUUGUAAACAAAGCGAACUCUCUCGUUGAUCCUCUCUCAUUGUUGGAUUCAUUUAAAUCUUUUACAGCGACUAAUAAUGCCACGUUUAAUUUAACAUGUCAGAAAGUUAAAGAUUUAUCGCCAGAAUUAUUAUCAUGGAUUUUUGAUUUAAUGGAGCGAAAUAUGAAGACUUUAUACGAACAAUCUCAUUGGGGAUGGAAUCAAAGUUCUAAGCAAAAAGAAUUGACUGAGCCCACGGCUUGGUAUUUAAUUGCAUUUUUAAAUGAAGAGCCAGUUGGAUUUUCACACUUUCGUUAUGAUUUAGAUGACAAAGUUGAAGUUUUGUAUUGUUAUGAACUGCAAUUAGAAUCAAAAGUCAGACGACAAGGUCUUGGGCGUUUUAUGAUGAAUACUUUAGAAGCGUUAUCAGCUCAAAGUGCCAUGAAAAAAGUUGUUCUUACAGUUUUGAAACACAAUCCCGAUGCCAAAACAUUCUUUCAAUCAUUAGGUUAUAAAGUGGACACAACAAGCCCAUCCGAUUGGGAAAAUCUAGAUUACUUAAUUCUAAGUAAAUAAAAUAUCACCAAUUGUCAUCAUCUGCUACUACUUUUGUAAGCGUACAAAAAUUCUAUUUAAAAUAAAAAGAUUAUUA
Molecule: messenger RNA, 760 nt
Organism: Cotesia glomerata
Lineage: Eukaryota; Metazoa; Arthropoda; Insecta; Hymenoptera; Braconidae
Gene: Naa40
Product: N-alpha-acetyltransferase 40
Cellular component (GO): nucleus
Molecular function (GO): protein N-terminal-serine acetyltransferase activity; histone H2A acetyltransferase activity; histone H4 acetyltransferase activity
Source: RefSeq, a predicted model, not a curated record